Messenger RNA from Aspergillus mulundensis, 309 nucleotides. RefSeq lists its product as uncharacterized. The record is from RefSeq and is a predicted model, not a curated record. The coding region runs from base 1 to 309 and encodes 102 amino acids. The transcript is spliced from 2 exons. Lineage: Eukaryota; Fungi; Ascomycota; Eurotiomycetes; Eurotiales; Aspergillaceae.
AUGACGCGGGAUGUAAGCAUGAACGUGCCAAGGAGAGAGUGUAUCAUGGCUCUGUACCCCGCGCAUAAGGACGACCCAAAGCAUCGGCACGCCACUGUCGUCCACCCUCUUUCAUUCACUCCUCUUAGCCUCGUCACCAUCCUAAUCACUAGACGCUGGGAUAAGAAGGCACGAAUGUGGAUCGUAUUGAGUCCUCAGGAGCUUGACGGCAUUGAGCCUUCGACUGUUCCCAACCCAGUCGGCUUUUGCGCAUCCGCAGAAGCCUGUCUCACAACCUACACGGGUGGUGUCUCCCCUAGACCUACCUAG